Molecule: messenger RNA, 637 nt
Organism: Leptomonas pyrrhocoris
Lineage: Eukaryota; Euglenozoa; Kinetoplastea; Trypanosomatida; Trypanosomatidae
Exons: 1
Coding region: 92-637 (181 amino acids)
Biological process (GO): receptor localization to non-motile cilium; cilium assembly
Cellular component (GO): BBSome
Source: RefSeq, a predicted model, not a curated record
AGGUUAUGGUUAUUCCGCGGUUUACACGCGCACGUUGGAAGGAGAGCCGCACAAACGUAUUAUUAUUAUUACUGCUGUUGGUGUUUUGAAAAUGGAGGACGCCGUCGCGGCGCAGGUGGAGGAUGAGUGGGCAGCGCCCGUCGUCCCUGAGAGCGGGCUCGUCUUCUCCGCAAUCAAGUACAUGCAGCUGCAACUCUGCAAGCCGAAGCUGCUCCCCAUCAAGUCCUACUCGCUCGAAAAGUUGGAAAAGAUGGAGAUGAAGUUGGCACAAGAGGCGAAGGAGAAGCGCGAUGCGGACAGGUCGCAGCGUCAUACGGCGGUUGGGUGGACGUCGCCGGAUCUGCGAAAAGAGCCGGACCCUCCUGCUGCUGCUGCUGCACCUCCCUCAUCUUCCUCACCUCUUCCUAGCGGAUCAGCGAAAGCUUCACCUGCACCGCGAACAAUCGACAGUAACACACCGACGAGCCCUCUCCCCUUGCCGAAGCAGGAUGCGUCGCUGCCCUCGACAAGUGUUAGGCAGCUGACGGAGGAGGAGGUCGCGGCGGAUGCGUUGGGGUCUCCGCAGAACGAUAACUCCAGCGACGCAUCGGCCAGCGAGGUCUCCGCCUUGAGCAGGACCUCCUCGGUGUCUGAUUAA